AUGAAAUUCAAAACAUUUCCUAUAGAAAAAUUAAAUAUAAAUACUCAUAAAUUAUCUUAUAUAAUUUUAGAAAAGGAAAUAAAUAAUAAAAUUAAUUAUAUAUUAAAUCUUAUAAUAUUUGAUACAAACAAGAAAAGUAAUUGCAUAUAUAGAAAUGAAUAUAUAGAUUAUAUCAAUAAUAAUUUAUAUAAAUUAGAAGAUAAAAGUCACAUAUUUCGCGAUUCAAUAAACAAUUUACAUAUCAAAUGGAGAUAUUACAACAAAAUUUCAAUUAAUGUAUUAAAAGAAUAUGUUAAGUUAUUUUAUAGAAAAAAAAAAAAUUCAAACUUUUUUUCUAUAAAUGAGGAACUUAUAAAUAUAGAAAAAAAAGAGUGUCAUAAACAAAAUAAAGACAAAAAUGAUGUUAAAUUAAUUAAUGAAGUGAUUAAUGAAAAUGAAAAAUUGAAUAACGUCAAUAGAAUUACUCAUAAAAACAUAGUCUAUAAAAAUAUAUUAAGUCGAAAAUCGAUUGAAAGUAAAAAUAAAAGAGAAACUGAAAAUUCAUGUAUUAAUAGUUCAAACGAUUAUUAUGUCAAUUUUUAUAAAGAUAUAAAUAUAAAUGAUAUUAAAUACAUUUGGCUAAAACAUUUAUUAGUAAUUUUUAAGUUACUAAUUGAAUGCAAUUUAAAAGUUGAUGAUAAAAGAAAAUUGGAUAUCACUAGGGUAAUUACAAAUUUCCUCAAAAAUAAUAAUAUUAACAUAAAUACUGAUUUGUAUUUUUCUUAUACUUAUUUACUAUCUAAAAUUAACAUGAUAGAUAAGGAAUUAGUAAUAUUAAUGUGUAAUAAUGUAAAAGACGAUUAUAAGUUUUUAAGUUCAUUGAACAAAUAUUAUCUUUUCAGUUGCAUACAUAAUUUUGAUUUUUCAUCCAAGAAAUUUCAACAAAUUAUAAAUUAUUUAAAUCACUAUUUUUAUGAAUUAAUAAAAGAAGAAUAUAUAAAUAUAAAAAGAUAUAGUUACUUUAAUGAAAAAAAUGAAACAUCAAAUAAAGAUUCGUUAGAAGAAAAAAAAAAAGAUAGUUGUCUUAAUAAUAAUCAAAUUUUCAAAGAAAUGCCCGUAAAUUGUAUAAAUAAACUCAUAGCACCUUCAAUUUCAAAAAAUAAAAGUGAAGAAUUUAUAAUUAUAAAUAAUUAUUUAUUUGAUAUUUAUGAAAAUUUAUAUAAACGUAAAAAAUACAUAUCAUAUGUAGACAAAAUUAUAUUUCAAUAUAUAAUAAAUGAGGAGUUGUUAAAAUAUAAUAAAAUACAUUUAAAAAUAUUUAGAAGUAUAUUAAAAAUAUGCAAUAAAGAUAUGUUACAUUAUUUAUUUAAAAAAAUAAUAGAAAACAUAGAAAGCUAUGACACUUCGGAAAUAUAUAAUAUGUUCAGGUAUUUUAUAAAAAGUAAAAGUGAAUUUUUUCAAGAUUUUUUAUUAAUUUUGAAAGACAAGAAUUUUGAAAAUAUGAAUAUAAAAUAUUUAAUAUACUUAUAUAUAUCUAUAAAUAGAAUUUUAGCCAAAGAUUUUAAAAAAAACAAAAAAAAAAAAAACUCAUUUUCUAUUCAAAAUUAUUAUAUAGAAGAAUUUUCAAGUAUAAAUUAUGAUGAGUAUGAUAAAUUAAUAAAUGAAAUUAAUAUUGAGAAAAAAAAAGAAGAGACAACAGAUAGUUUAGAUGCAAAUAAUUUAAUAAGGAAAUGUGAGGAUUUUUUUAAUAAUGAAUCAGAAAUGGAGAAUAAUAAUUUAAAAGUGAUAAGUGAAUGCUUAGAUAUUAUCAACAGUAUCAAUGAGGAAAUGAUUACUGUUUUAAUAAAAAAAAUUAACUAUUUAAAUUCUAAUAACAUAAUAACUAUAUUAUAUAAUACCUGUUCCAUAUUUUUUGAAAAACAAAUUAUUUUUGUGAAUAAAUUGUUUUCACAGUUAUAUGAAGAAAAUUAUAUAAUUAUAAACUUUUUGCAUAUAUAUAAUAAAUUAUUUUACAAUUUCGUUUUUUAUUACAACAAACAGGAUAAUAAUAUAAAAUUAAUGAAUCUUAUGGAUAAUAUUAAAGAAAAUAUGAAAUUAAUUUCUGUAUAUGAAAAAAAAACUGAAAUUGGUUUUAAUUAUAUCAAGAAACGUUAUUAUAUAAAUGAACAUAUUUUAAAUGAUAUUAGUAAAUAUACGAUAAUAUUAAAUAUCUAUGAUAAAUUUUUUUUAGAUACAUUUAUGUACUAUAUAUAUUUAAACAGUGAAAAAUCUGAAGUAUACAAAAAAAAAUUAAUUUUGCUUAUCAUUCAUAUAUACACCCACUUUCAAUUUAUAUUUUUUAAUAGUAGUAAUAGAAUUCUUCCAAUAAAUAUACUAGAAUUAAUUUUUAACUAUAGUCAACGUAUUAUAAAAAACAUAAAUAUAUAUAUUAACGCCAUUAUAUGUGCAUUAAGAUUCACAGAAAAAAGGAAAAUUUUUAAAUCAAAUAAAAAUGAAAAUAAAUCAAAUAUGAAAGAUAGCAAUUUUUGUAAACAUCAUGUACUUAAUAGCUCAAGUUACGAUAUAAACCUAUUACUUUAUAAUCUUUUUAAUGAAAAUGAAUUUAAUAUAAAUAGUUUAAAUAUCAAUGAAAAUAACGAUUCAAACAUCUUGCACAUCAAUGUAAAUAACAAUUUUGAUAAUACACUUUCAGCAAAUGUAGAUGAAAAUAUUAAUAAUAAUUUUGAUAAGAAGUUUUCUAGUAUUAUGAAUUAUAAUUUACAAGAUAAUAUAAAUAAUACCAUAAGUAAUAUAAGAAACUUCCUUUUUAUAGCUCAAUAUAUAAAUUACAUUUGUUCUUAUAUUUAUAUUAGAACAAAUUCAAGCGAAAGUUUAUCUAUUAAAGAAAACCUAAUAUACAUCUGUUUGAGUCUACUGAAAUAUAAUAAAGAAAAUACAUUUGUUAUAAAUAAUAUUUUUAAAAUAUUGAAAGGAAUGAAUUCAGAUGAUAUGUGUAAAAAUAUUAUUUUUAUAAUUGCUUUAGAUUAUAUUCACAAAUAUUGCAACAUUAAAGGGAUACUUAUUAAGUUAUUUCGUUUUUUAAAAAAAGAUGAUAUCAGAAAAAUAUCCUCUUUUAAUAUACCAUCUAAUAAUACCAAUCUUAAAAUUCUAACAAGAUAUUUAAAACAUUUGGAAAAAAGAUGA
Plasmodium gallinaceum is the source of this 3162-nucleotide messenger RNA. Its product is annotated as conserved Plasmodium protein, unknown function. The coding region runs from base 1 to 3162 and encodes 1053 amino acids. Lineage: Eukaryota; Apicomplexa; Aconoidasida; Haemosporida; Plasmodiidae. The record is from RefSeq and is a predicted model, not a curated record. The transcript has 2 exons.